Messenger RNA from Menidia menidia (Atlantic silverside), 320 nucleotides. The record is from the annotation of a GenBank genome assembly. Lineage: Eukaryota; Metazoa; Chordata; Actinopteri; Atheriniformes; Atherinopsidae.
UAGCACUGACCGUGGCGUUGUCCAGGUCCACCCCCGCAGCCCGGGUGCUGUUGUACUGCAUGAAUGGCCUGAUGAAGCGCAACCUGAAGGUUCGUUCAAAGAGGAACUGGGUUUUCCUCUGGUACUCGGUUGUACGGACAGUCCAUGAACUGCUGCAGGGUGCACCCCGACCAGUCAGAGCCCUCGUAGCAGGACGGCAGCUCCUCCGGCGUGGGGGUCCGUCCAUCGCACAUGUGCAGAGAGGUUUUCCACGUGGCCCCCCGCUGCACGUGCCUCCACUCGCUGAGGUAGCGAGACACGGGGUCCCUCAAGAGAGUGAU